AUGUGGAACCCAGGCCGUGCAAAUGUGGAAACCAGAGAGUAUAUCCGCAAAUAUUUCCUUGAAAUUUAUGGCACUGACUCAAUGAAUUGUAAUAUGAUUGGGACCUUGUUUCGUGGAGGAUCUGGGGAAACAACGUUUCGAUCAUGGGCAGCUUUAAUUAUGGUGACCUCAGUAUCAGUGGCGUCAAUCUUCUCAUUUUUAAUCAUGGCUAAGAAAAUAAUGUACAAACUGAAGAAAAUGACAGUGAAUGCUAGCAAAAAAACAGUGAAGAUUCAAUUUGAACUACUACGAGCAUUGAUUGUCCAAACCGCCAUUCCGAUUUUUAUCAGCUUUUCCCCAUGUCUGAUUGGCUGGUAUAGUCCAGUUUUUGACAUCCAAUUGCCCAGAGGAUUCAACUACUUGGAACUUAGUGCUCUUGGAGUUUUUGCGUUUGUUGACCCGGUGGCAAUAAUUCUCUGUCUUCCGAUUCUCCGGAAAAGAAUUUUUUGUUUUAACCGUCACAAUUCAUCAAUCGCGGUUAACGUGGAAGGAAUUAAAGAUUGA
Caenorhabditis elegans is the source of this 543-nucleotide messenger RNA. It is a transcript of the gene srj-52, whose product is annotated as Serpentine Receptor, class J. The transcript is spliced from 4 exons. The record is from RefSeq and is marked reviewed. NCBI's taxonomy places the organism in Eukaryota, Metazoa, Nematoda, Chromadorea, Rhabditida, Rhabditidae. The coding region runs from base 1 to 543 and encodes 180 amino acids.